Molecule: messenger RNA, 246 nt
Organism: Anisakis simplex (herring worm)
Lineage: Eukaryota; Metazoa; Nematoda; Chromadorea; Rhabditida; Anisakidae
Source: the annotation of a GenBank genome assembly
CUGAGAAGAGUGGCUGUCAGUGAAGCUGACGAACACGAACUGGAAUUGGAAUCGAAGUGGAUUUAUCAGUACGCGUUUGAUAACGCCACUCUUUCAAUACAGGAAGAAUGCUGUUUAACAUUGUUGGCACGUGCAGAGCAUAGUGAUGACGAGCGUCGGAGGAUAUCGAAGGAGGCACCUGAGAAGAUUAAAGAAGCACUCAACUUUAUUCGUAAUCAAUUGUUUGAGGUGAGUUCAUUAUUGUGA